GUUCAACAUUUACAAUCAACAACAACAACGCCUCUACUUUUAGCAACUUUUUUUUUUAAUUUUGUAAUUAAUCUACUAAUCCCAAUUACUUACAAAUAUUCAAGAUGGAGGUGGCAAUGAGAUCAUGGGAGCACGAUAACGACAUCAAGCUUGUCGACCCCGUACGAGACGCCCUAUACAACUACUCGGACGACCGCCAGAACGAAGUCAACGCAGCCAAGCCCUGGAAAGAUAACCCCCACCACUUCCAACAUGUGCGCAUCAGCGCCGUCGCUCUCAUCAAGAUGGUUAUGCACGCCAGAUCGGGCGGCUCCAUCGAAGUCAUGGGUCUGAUGCAGGGCUACACGGACGGGGACAGCAUGAUCGUCACCGAUGCCUUCGGUCUCCCAGUAGAGGGAACCGAGACGCGCGUCAACGCUCAGGACGACGCCAACGAGUACAUGAUCCAGUACCUGCAGCUCUCGCGCGACCAGGGCAGUCGGCAAGAGAAUGUUAUCGGCUGGUACCACAGCCAUCCUGGCUACGGCUGUUGGCUCAGCGGCAUCGACGUCAACACCCAGAAGAUACAGCAGCAGUUCAACGACCCCUUCGUCGCCGUGGUCAUCGACCCCGACCGCACCAUCAGCGCCGGCCGCGUCGAGAUCGGCGCCUUCCGCACCUACCCCGACAACUACCAGCCCUCCGAGCCCAGCAACGCCAGCACCGCCAACAACAAUAAUACGACAUCUACCUCGUCGGGCCAGGCCGUCCCGCUCGCCAAGGCCGAGGACUUCGGCGCCCACGCGAGCCGGUACUACAGCCUGGCCGUGUCGCACUUCAAGUCGACCCUGGACGCGAGUCUGCUCGAGCUGCUGUGGAGCAAGUACUGGGUGCAGACGCUGUCGCAGAACCCGCUCCUGACCAACCGCGACUACGGCGACAAGCAGAUGCUCGACCUCGGCUCCAAGAUCCGCGACGUCACCCUGUCGUACCAGCGCAACAGCUCCAGGGGAGGAGGCGGCGCCGGGGGCGCGGGAGCCGGAGGAGGUCCGGGCGCUAGCAGUAGCAGUAGCAGUGGUGGUAGUGGUGGUGGCAAUGGUAGAAGCCUCGACGCCGAUAUCGAUAAGCUCGCUCGCACGAGUCGCUCCGUCGCUGCCAACGAGAAGCAGGGCCUCAUGGCGAUCGAGGUCAAGGCCAAGAUUUUUAACGGCUUGGGAAGUAAUGCUGCGGAUCCUGCUCCGGCUCCGGAUGCUGUUACUACGGCAUAGUUACCUUGCCUUGCCUUGCCUUGCCUUGCCUUACCUAAGGAAUUAGGGCGAGAAUAAAUCAGUUCCUCUUGUGAUGGGAAUUCGGGGGUGGUUAUGAUGAUGCCUCCUUAAUUACGAGAUACGAAGCAUUGGACGGCGUUUUCUAAGGGGGAAAGGCGUUAUGGAAAAAAAAGGGAGGGAGGCUUGAUUAUAAAAAAAAAAAAAUAAGAAUAAGAAUAGUAAUACAGAGUACAUGAUGCUUUGUUGUACUUGAUACCUACCUAUAUACAGGUCCUUGUUUUUUUUAAUACAUUCUAUGACUUCCCAAAC
This is a messenger RNA of Daldinia caldariorum, 1556 nucleotides long. Its product is annotated as Mov34-domain-containing protein. Bases 105 to 1247 code for a protein of 380 amino acids. Gene Ontology annotation, cellular component: COP9 signalosome; cytoplasm. The record is from RefSeq and is a predicted model, not a curated record. Gene Ontology annotation, biological process: protein deneddylation. NCBI's taxonomy places the organism in Eukaryota, Fungi, Ascomycota, Sordariomycetes, Xylariales, Hypoxylaceae. The transcript is spliced from 2 exons. Gene Ontology annotation, molecular function: metallopeptidase activity; deNEDDylase activity; protein binding.